Plectropomus leopardus (leopard coralgrouper) is the source of this 2349-nucleotide messenger RNA. It is a transcript of the gene slc26a6.2, whose product is annotated as solute carrier family 26 member 6, tandem duplicate 2. The record is from RefSeq and is a predicted model, not a curated record. Gene Ontology annotation, biological process: sulfate transmembrane transport. Lineage: Eukaryota; Metazoa; Chordata; Actinopteri; Perciformes; Serranidae. Gene Ontology annotation, molecular function: secondary active sulfate transmembrane transporter activity. Gene Ontology annotation, cellular component: membrane.
UUGCAUGGUUCAUCUCAGGGCAUCAGCAGGUUCUGGGCUUUUGUAGAAGAAACAUUUUUUUCUGAUACAGCUAUAACGCACAAGCUAGUUUCAGCCAUGGCAGAGAGGAGACGUAUGGGCUACAGCGUGCAAAGGGAGAUCCUGGACGAAGGAGCGGUGGAUGAGAUUGCCGAAAAGUCUUACUCAAAACCAUCUCUGUCUGAGAAGGUCAAAAAGUCAUUGAGGUGUUCUGGUCCCAGGUUGAAGAGCUGCCUGCUGGGUAGCGUUCCUGUUAUAUCGUGGCUGCCUCGUUACUCCAUCAGAGAAAAUGCCCUGGGUGACCUGAUCUCUGGGAUCAGUGUUGGGAUCAUGCAGUUGCCGCAGGGUAUGGCAUAUGCCCUGUUAGCAUCGGUUCCUCCAGUCUUUGGCCUUUACUCCUCCUUCUACCCAGUCCUUAUCUACUUCAUCUUCGGCACGUCCAAGCACAUCUCAGUCGGAACAUAUGCUGUGAUGAGUGUGAUGAUAGGCGGGGUGAUAGAGCGAGUAGCACCUGACUCCAACUUCAUGAUGUGGGACAAUGUGACCAACUCCAGUAUAGUUGAUGUCAUCUCCCGGGAUGCAGAGAGGGUCCGAGUCGCUGCAGCUGUCACCUUCAUGUCGGGAUUAUUUCAGAUUGUGCUCGGUCUAGUCCAGUUUGGUUUCGUUGUGACCUACCUGUCUGAGCCGCUGGUCCGAGGUUACACCACAGGAGCUGCCAUCCAUGUCAUCGUGUCCCAGCUCAAAUACACCUUUGGCAUCAGUCCUGUGAGAUACAAUGGACCCUUUUCGUUGAUAUAUACUGUGUUGGAGAUAUGCUCUCUCAUCCCACAGACAAAUGUUGGAACUCUUGUGGUCAGCAUUGUAGCUAUAGUUGGACUCAUCCUCACUAAGGAGCUUAAUGCAUACUUGAGUAAAAAACUGCCUGUUCCCAUACCUGUGGAGCUGCUUGGUGUUAUUAUUGCAACAUUGGUGUCUUGGCAAGUUAACUUGGAAGACAAAUAUGGAGUGGAUGUGGUCGGACUGAUUCCCUCAGGUCUCCAGCCUCCUGUUUUCCCAGCAGCCUCUCUGUUUGGUCAGGUGAUUGGGGAUGCCUUUGCUCUGGCCGUGGUUGGCUAUGGCAUUGCCAUCUCACUAGGACGAAUCUUUGCCCUGAAAUAUGGAUACAAGGUGGACAGCAACCAGGAAUUAAUUGCCCUGGGUCUGAGUAACUCCAUUGGAGGGAUUUUCCAGUGUUUUGCCAUCAGCUGCUCCAUGUCUCGUACAAUGGUUCAGGAGAGCACAGGCGGGAAGACUCAGGUCGCUGGGGCUCUUUCAGCAAUAGUCAUCCUUGUCAUCACACUCUGGAUUGGAACUCUUUUUGAAGAUUUGCCGAAGGCAGUGCUGGCCGCCAUCAUUUAUGUCAACCUCCAUGGCAUGAUGAAGCAAUUCAUGGAUAUCCCUGCACUGUGGAGGAGCAACAAAGUAGAUAUGGUGAUCUGGGUGGCCACCUUCAUCUUCACUGUACUGUUUAACCCUGACCUGGGACUGGCUGCUUCCAUUGGUUUCUCUAUGCUCACUGUUAUCUUCAGGACACAGCUACCUAAAUACUCCAUAUUAGGGCAGGUCCCGGACACAGAUAUUUACAGGCCACUGGAGGACUACAAUCAGGUGAGGCAGGUGCCAGGGAUUUUGAUCUUCCGCUCCUCUGCCACCCUCUACUUCGCCAAUGCUGAGAUGUACCAAGAAACCCUUGGAGAGAAGUCUGGCAUUGACAUUAUCAAGAUCCUGUCAGCAAAGAAGAAACUAGAGGACAAAAGAAAGAGACAUGAAAAGAAAAAUGCCAAGAAAGCUGCCAAGAAAAACACAGUGGACAUGAAGGGGGAGCCAGAGAGCGAGGAGCAGAAGGACAUGGCCAUCAUCGAGGUGGAUUUUGUGCCCGACCCCUCACUGCCCAGAGCCAUCGUCCUCGACCUCAGCCCUGUCAACUUCCUGGAUACUGUGGGAGUCAAGGCGAUACGCAGUAUCCGGAGAGACUAUGGGGAAAUUGGUAUAGAGGUGGUUCUCGCAGGCUGCCAAACUGUUGUUGUGGAUAACCUGCAGACUGGAGGUUUCUUUAACGACAAAGUGACAAAGUCCUGUCUCUUCUCUACUGUCCAUGACGCCGUUUUGCACUUACAGUCUGCCAGAAUGCACAGCCAAGAUAAGGUGAUCAUAGCGACACAUUUUUGAGUCCUGAGAGAAACGGUGGAGGAUAAUAUGAAGAAGUCCCAGACACUCUGUCUUUAUGAGGAUUUUAUCUAGUGAGGGGAUUCCUGUCUGUCACAAACACAGACACUCAAACCUGCAGAGACA